ACGCUGCAGCUGGCGCACCUCUCGCCGCUCACCCUCACCCUCGCACUGCCGCCGCUCUAUCCGCUGCAGGCGCCGCCCGUCAUCGCUGCGCUGUCGGCGCCCUGGCUGCCCGCCGGCUCCGAGGCGCAUGCAUGGCUCAUGGCCUCGCUCCUCGAGCAGUGGCAAGAGGCGCACUCCGAGAUCCUCUUCACCUGGGCCGACUGGCUGCUGCAGGGCCUCUGGGAGGGCGCCAGCCCAUUCUCCACGCCGGACGGGCUGUGCCUGGAGGAGAAGCGCGGGAGCGGUCUUGUGGCGCGACUGCUGGCGUACGACAAGAUCGCCUCGAAGGAGGAAUUCGAAGGCGAGCGGUACGGCUGCGGCAUCUGCCUCGAGGAGCGGGCAGGGACCAAAUGUGUGAAGCUGGAGGGGUGCGGGCACGUCUUCUGCCAGGAGUGUCUCUCUGGCUACCUCGGCAGCAUGAUCGUCGAGGGCUACCACCGCCAGGCCUCGUCCUGUCCGGAUCCGAGCUGCACAAAAGCCCGCAAAGUAGGCGCAAUCAAGGACAAGGAGCUGCUGCCUCUCGUUGGCGAGGUGAUGGUGGGCCGUCUUGGGUGGCUGCGGAGCAAGGCAGAGGCAGAAGCAGAUCCGACGGCCGUCGUAUGCCCGCGGCAAGGUUGCCAUGCGAUCGCCCGCAUGAACCCCAGCGACGCGGGCACGUCGUACGAGUCGAUGCGCGAGUGCCCAAAGUGCAGCUUCACGGUGUGCGCGUACUGCCUCAAGGUGUGGCACGGGCGCUCGCCGUGCUCGCUCGCCUCGUCGUCGGCACUGGUACAGGAGUACCAGUCGCACGAGCCAGGCUCCGUCGAGCGCCUCAAGAUGGAGCAGCGCUUCGGACGCGCGAACCUCGAGCGCCUCGUGCGCACCGAGAUGGAGGAGCAGGCGAACCGCGAGUGGAUGGAGGCCAACGCCAAGAAGUGCCCGUCGUGUGCGGUCUCCAUCGAGCUGGCCUUUGGCUGCCACCACAUGACGUGCGGCAAGUGCCGCACGCACUUCUGCUUCCUCUGCUCGACGCGCCUCAAUCCGCUCGAGCCGUACCGCCACUUCAACACGCCGGGCAAGCCGUGCUACCAGCGCCUCUUU
Tilletiopsis washingtonensis is the source of this 1119-nucleotide messenger RNA. RefSeq lists its product as hypothetical. Gene Ontology annotation, biological process: protein polyubiquitination; positive regulation of proteasomal ubiquitin-dependent protein catabolic process; ubiquitin-dependent protein catabolic process. Gene Ontology annotation, cellular component: ubiquitin ligase complex; cytoplasm. The transcript is spliced from 6 exons. Gene Ontology annotation, molecular function: ubiquitin protein ligase activity; zinc ion binding; ubiquitin conjugating enzyme binding. The record is from RefSeq and is a predicted model, not a curated record. NCBI's taxonomy places the organism in Eukaryota, Fungi, Basidiomycota, Exobasidiomycetes, Entylomatales. The annotation marks the transcript as partial.